AUGCUGUCAGACACUCGUCGUUGGUCGGAGAAGUUCGUUAUCAAACAUCCUUGGCAUGAUGUUGUCAGUUCUGUACAAUUUAAAUAUCCCAACCCAUACAAUCCAAACGUACUAAACAUAGAUGUUGUCAAUCGUCAGGUCGAUCUUACCGGUGGUGCUAUGCACAGUUGCAAACUGAUUAACUCUUCAUGGCCCAUGUUUCACAUGGGUCAACUGAAGGCAGUGGAAUAUAGUUGUAUUCAAGUUCAGAACAAACGAAUGGUCUCUGACACAGUAAAUAUCGACUUCCAAGGUGUGCUCAAUGGUACGGAACAUAUGGAGUAUACUGUUCACCCCGAAAACACAGAUUGGACUGUUCUAGAGCAUUCAAUUUCAGUCAAAGCAUUCUCACUUAUUGCAAUGUCAGCUGUGAGUAUGAGUAAACAAAAUGCACAUCAGGGUCGUAAGGCUUUGAACUGGGUUAUUGAUUAUCGUCUUCCAGUAAUCCGUUCAUCUCACAGUGAUCAAUUUAGUGAGCUCACUGGUACCAAUGCUCCUGAACAACGUGAUACACUAUUAUCGAGUCAUGUGCCUUCCUUCUCAAACCCAACUGUUCAAACUGUGGAUUCACCCUUCCAGACAUCCAGACUUGUUACUUUAACCUCACCUGCUCUGUCAUCAUAUCAGAAGUCUUCCAAUUCACCAUUUUUUGCCGACAUUCCUAGACAUAUUCCUUCCAGUCCACAGUUUUCUAAAGAUUUUGUUAUUCAGUCCAAAAACGACCCCCUGGAAUCAACAUUGGAGACACUUUCUCGUGACGUCACAUCUAUUACCGACACCAUAGUUAAACGCUCUCAACGAGUAGCACGUCUUUUUUCCGGAAUUGACGAAUAUGUAGUUAUUCUUUAA
Schistosoma rodhaini is the source of this 888-nucleotide messenger RNA. The record is from the annotation of a GenBank genome assembly. NCBI's taxonomy places the organism in Eukaryota, Metazoa, Platyhelminthes, Trematoda, Strigeidida, Schistosomatidae.